Messenger RNA from Cotesia glomerata, 5079 nucleotides. RefSeq names its product ankycorbin. The record is from RefSeq and is a predicted model, not a curated record. The transcript has 13 exons. NCBI's taxonomy places the organism in Eukaryota, Metazoa, Arthropoda, Insecta, Hymenoptera, Braconidae. The coding region runs from base 376 to 4893 and encodes 1505 amino acids. Gene Ontology annotation, molecular function: protein binding.
AGAAGCUCUUCAAUUUCUUCGCGACUGCAAUUUCCUCGUGGUCGGCUGUCUUAAACAAAUAUUUAUCCAUUACUAAAAUUUUUAUAAAAAAUAAUUUUUACAUAUAAUGUAAAAAAACUAUUUAGCCAUUCAAUACUUACGUGCAAUAUUUUUUUACGAAAGAAGAAAACAAUGCUGUUAUUGAUAUAGUUGAGUAACAUGUGUCCAGUGUGUUGUAGAUCAACAUUGAAGCUUUACUUGUCACUUUUGUCACGGAAUAGUCAGCUGCCGGGAGUUGUGCGAUGAAGGCGGCCGACAGCGACGGAGCGUCAUGCCGUCCUGGCAGUGCUGCUGGACGCUGAGAUCAGGAAGCCGGUGGCCGGUUGUCAGGCUGGUAUGGAUACUAAGACUCCACCGAUAGCGUUCAAGCAUCAGGAGAAGAACAUUCAAGCUUUCAGAGCUGACAGGACCGCUAAAGCUGGAGAUCUAUCAUUGCCUCCCCUUACGCCACUGCCAAACGGAAGUGCAAAAAAUAAGUCUGCAAUUUUUGGUGUACAAUGGAAUAAACGGGUACCUUGUGUUGAUAAAAGUCAGGAACGGACUAAGAAACGGCCUUACAGAGUACUUCAAAUUGGAGCAACUCCAUUAAUGCACGCCUGCCAGCAAGGUGACAGAUCACGCGUGUUAAGAUUAUUAAAGGAACAAGAAGAAACAAUAGGAUAUCGUGAUCGUACCCUGAGGAACGCACUCCACUACUGCAUGGACGCGGCAACAGGAGGUGCAGUAGCUUCUGCUGCACCGGAACUCGUUAACGCUGUCGACGCUGAAGGACAUACUCCACUUCAUCUCGCAGUUAUUGCUGGAGACACGCAAUUAGUGGCAGUUUUGCUAGCUAAUGGAGCGGAUGUCAACGCAAAAGACUUGGAAGGACACAGUGUACUUCACUGGGCCACUGUUUGUGGAGAAGCAGAAUGUGUAAGAUUGGUGCUUGCUGCUGGAGCCAGACCUUCUACGCCAGAUUUAAGAGGCGGAUCACCUUUGCAUUACGCUGCUCAAUGUUGCGGUGCAGCGGUCACAGCAGAGCUAUCUGUUCCCAAGAAGGUCGGGUUGAAGGUACUGCAGACUCUUCUUGAAUUUGGUGCAAAUGUAAACGCAAAAGACGAAGAUGGCCGACAACCAAUUUUGUGGGCAGCUAGUGCUGGAAGUGUAGAAGCAGUAUUGGCUCUAGCAAGAACAGGAGGAUCAGCGGCUGCAGGAGCUACGGACAAGGAUGGCUUGACUGCGUUGCAUUGCGCAGCUUCUAGAGGUCACGCGAGGUGUGUAGAAGCGUUGGUUAAUUUUUGUGGCGCUCAACCGGAUCAUGUUGAUGAUAAUGGAUGCUCGGCGCUUCAUUAUGCAGCUACUCUGGGUCAUGCAGAUGCUACUGCGCUUCUUCUCAGGCUUGGAGCUGAUCCAAAUCGGCAGGAUCGAAAAGGAAGAACACCUGCUUUGUGUGCUGCUGCCAAAGGGCAACUUGAGACUCUGAAGAUACUUGCGCUACAUGGAGGCUCGCUGCAUGCAAGAACUGUUCGUGGAACUGGAGUAGCUCAUGAAGCUGUCUUGUCCGGAAGAAUAGAGCUUAUUGAAUGGCUGGCGAGGAAGAAACCCGCGACUCUUGAUGUAGCGACACACGAUGGCAGGACUCCGUUGCAUGUUGCUGCGCUUCAUGGGUACUUGGAUGCUUGCAAAGUACUUCUUGAUCAUGGAGCAAGGAUAAAUUCUGUUUUUCGGACCAGUAAAAGCGGUCCAAUGACUCCGCUGGAUGCUGCUUUGUAUCGGGGUCAUCGAGACUGUGCGAAGCUUAUUCAAAUGCACGGUGGGACGACUGCACAACAUUUACGAACUCACAGGACAGCUCCUAAUAGAGAGAACAAUAAACCAAUCACAAAUGAGAUGGGAUCCAAAAUAAGGAAAUUAGGAGUUUUGUACUCUAGAGACUGCAAUUCUAAAGUAACUUGUGCGCUUGUAGCAUCGAGGGAGACUCGAAGUUUUUUUGCUGCCAAGUUGAAAGUUAAACGUCGGGGAUCAAGUUCUGGAAGUGAAAGUGACUCUGGGAGAAAUCAUCGAGAGCCAGAUGUUUACAUAGAAGAACAUUGGGUGGAAAAACGUACUCGAAGAAGAAAUACUCCUAGAAAACACGAAGACCGACGAGGCAGCAGAAGUUUCAGUGAAGAAGAAGUUAGAUUGUCGAAAUCUUCACGUCGCGAUCGUCGGCGUAGAGCUCGCAGUGAGUCGGCUCGUUAUGAAGAGAGUGAGCCUGAAAAGAGAGACCGUAAGAAAAGCUGCAGUAAAAAACACUCCAAACAUGAAUAUGGAGAGUCGUCGAGUGAAUCUGAUGGUUAUACUUCCGAUGAUGUUGUUGAGUGUGAAAUAGAUAAAAAAAGUAAAUGCCAUGGAAGUCAAGAUGACGAACGCAGUUUAAGUGAUGAUAGCUUAGAAGUUGUUGUAGUUCGACGGUCGCUCGAAAAAAAAUCUGAAAAGGUUCAAUAUUCUGGAAGAAGUUCAAAAACUCCGAGAGAAACGUCGAGAGAAACUAAAAUGACAGAGACUAAACGUAAAAGUUCAAGAAGAAAAACGAAAACAGUUUCUUCGAGUAGUAAAGAAGAAAACGGAGCUACGGAAAAAAAUAAGAGUCGUGAGUCUGUAAGUGAAGGUUCUACUGAAAGAAAAGAAGGAAAAAGCAAACCGGAAAAACGUCUUCGGAAGGACACAACUGACAGUACAAGCCAAGAAGCUGUUGAGAGGGUUACUGUAACAGCUAUGGUUCACAAGGAUCAAGAUACUCCUAGAUCUGCUCAUCGGACACACGGUAGUGAAUCUAAACAUGAAGAUUUUAAAAUAGAUGAUGAAUUUUCGAAAAAUAAAAUUGAUGAUAUUUUAGAGAAAGCUGAUGAAAUGCAGAACGCUUUGAUGGCCAAGGCGGCUGACCUUAAGAAAGAUGUUGAUGAAAUACGCCGUCAGAUGUCUGACAAAAAGUCUACUGGCGAAAAAGACGAGGCUGAUGGUAAACAUAGGAAAAAGUCUGCGUCAAAAGGUAGGAAAGAUAGUAAAAGUGAUGUGAAGGCCGCUUCACAAGAUUCCCAAUCGGAACUUUCAAAAUUACAGAGUCAACAUGAGGAGAAAGGUGGUGGGGAGAAAGAUGAUGCUACGACUAAAGAGUCAACUGCAAUGGAAGGUGAGAAAGUUGAGGAUGUUCAAAGUGAGACCAAAAGUCAAAAUCUGCAGAAAAGUGAAGAAGAGAUUAAAGAGAAGACUAGAGAUAAGUCUGUGACGGAGGAAGAUCGAAGUUCUAGCAGAGAUGAGGUGUCGGUUAGAAGCAAAAGAUCGAUUGAGUCAGGAUCUCAGACUAGUGAAUCUGAUAAAGAAUCUGUAAUUCAAAUAGAAAAAGCGGAUGAUAAGAAGAGUGAAGGCAAAAGUAGAAAUUUGGUUGAUGGAGGGAAAAAAGAAACAGAAGAAAUUAAAAAAGAUAUUGAGGUGGAAGAUGAAAAAAAAGAAGAGAUAAAUGCUGCAAAAGAAGUUGAAGUUAAUGAUAAAGAAAAAACUUUAGUUGAAGAUAAAAAGGAAAAAUUAGAUGAAAAAGCAGAACAUGACGACUCUGAAAAAGUGGAAUCAAUGAAAGUAAAAUCGGCACAAGAGACAGUGGCUCAAGAAAGCUCACCGUCAGCACCAAAGUCUGUUGACAAACAAGAAGCAGAAGGAUCGAUUUCUGAUAAUUUACGACACAUUGAUAGUUCAUCGAGUUCAGCAAAGUCAUCAAGAAAAUUAUCACAUUCACGACCGUCUACUGGCAAGAGCAGAAGAGCUAGCUCAAAGUCUUCAUCGAAAAAAAGUCUUUUUGAAAGUUCAGAAGAACGUUCACCCGAUCGAAGUGCCAUUGUUGCGGUCAUUGAGAGUCCAGAGUGGGAUGAGGAGGAUGAAGAAGUCGCCAAAGAAAUUCGCGAUGUUGUUGGUGACGCUGAACCAGAAGAAGAUUCUGAUGCAGAAGACGAAGAUAGUUUGGGAGUUCUCAGAGUUAUACCGAGCACAAGUGAAGAAGAAUCUCCAAGGCGAUUGAAAAAAAUUUUAAGAGAGUCAAAGAGAGAUAAAUUACCUCGAGUUGAAAGGAAAAGCAUCGGCAGUCCGCGAGGUCUUCGUACACAAACUAAACAGCGCCGAGACAGCGGAGGCAGAGAUAGUGGAAUCGAGCCUAGUCCAAGGGUUUCUAAGAUACCGAAGAGAACUCUCAAAUGCUGUCCCAAUACUGAGAAGCAACAAGCGCUGAAUAUUGACACUAUUACUCGUGAUGUACAAAUAAGCUUACGGAGGUAUCAUUUGGAAAGAAAAAUAUUUUUUCAAUUAAUGGAACUUAAGAGACUGCAGAUACGGCAUGGGAGAGCUAAUGAACAAGUUUUGGUGAAACGACAAGUUGAAAUGUUUCAUAAAGCUGGAAUGUCCGGCCCAGCUUUGGGAGUCGCUAAAUAUGAUCAAGCUUAUACAUUCAAAGACUUUGAAACUUUUCUUUAUGAACAAUUGCGACGUUUACAAAGAAGACCAACGUCAUCAGACAAGUGUACUGACCCAAAACAAUGCACAAAGAAAACCCACCGCUGUCAUCAUGCAACAAGCGCUUACACAUCAGUGCCUGUAUUCACUUACCUGGGCGGAGGAAGCCAAGAACGAGACGAGGGGUCUCUUUUUCCAAGAAUAGAGAGUCGGGGAAAGGGUCAAAUGACGGUCGAAGUAACAAGAGGUGAAGAGAAGCAAAUUAUAGCCUUGCCAGCUGAAAAAUUAGAUCGCACAAAAAGAUACUUUGUCACGUUUACAGUGAGGGGUGAUAACGAUGAAAGUGAUAUCAAGACUCCGCGCAACGCACAAAGAGCGACCAAAAGCGUGUGAAAUUUGAAAACUGCCAGAGGAAUAACUUUACAAAUCUAGGAUAUUUAAUAUAAAUUGUGUUAUUAUAAGAAAACAAAAUAGAUGUAUGUACUGUAUGAAAUUAAUUAAUAAAACUAAGCGACGUUGUUUAUAAGGUCAUCCGCAAAAAAAAAAAAAAAAAAAAACGGGACCAUUUAUCCGUCCAAG